Molecule: messenger RNA, 2547 nt
Organism: Symbiodinium sp. CCMP2592
Lineage: Eukaryota; Dinophyceae; Suessiales; Symbiodiniaceae
Source: the annotation of a GenBank genome assembly
AUGGACGUGCCAAUGGUCGUAAAGGUCUGCAUCCAGAGAAUUAGUGGCCAGGAGCUAGAGUUGGAUGCUGAGGUGGAGGAGACAGUUGCGGAGCUGAAAGCCAGGCUCACCGAAAAGUGCCAAGUCCCUCUUCUCUGUCAGCGACUCCUCCUGCAAGCACCUCCGCCCGAGGAAUUCAGGGAGAAGCUUAUGUUGGUCAUGAAAACAAGAGCCUCGGAGAUACUCAAUCAGCUUGAUGUCCACUUUCUGUACGAAAUGAAGGCGAUCUUCAGCCCAGCACGUCCAAUGUACCAAUGCUUUGCGAUUGUCUACCGUCUCAUCGCAUCUUGCCCAUCUUUGAAGAAGCUUCCGCGGAGACGCGCUAAUCCGCGGUCGGACCCGGGACCUGGAUGGGACGCGCUGAAACCAUUGCUUUGCGGCGACACCUUUGAUUUCAUCCGCGGCUUGCAGGAGUUUCCUGAAGAAGUGGUCCAGGCCAAGGUGCAACAAAGCCAAAUCCAUCAGGCUGAGAGCAUUGCCCAAGACAUGGGAUCCACCUUCACCCCGGGGCAUCAAGCAAAGUUCAGCAAGGUCGGCGAGAUCCUGUGUGAAUGGGCCUUGAUCUCCAUUGAGCUGUACAAGACGUGGGCUGGCAAAGAACUUUCUCCGAAACUCGAGGACACGUUCCCCUUGUCUUUGUAUUCAAGCGGUGGUGAGCUGAAGCUGUCGUUACUGACAGAUGUCGAACCAGCAUUUGCGAACCUGUCCUCGGACUUCGAGCACGUGCUUGAAGCAGUGCAGGCCCUUGCUGUUCUUGGGAACAACUGUUUGGAUCGUGCCGUGCCUGCUUUGGUGGAAAAGCUAAUGCAUUGGGAGCCAACGAUUCGAAGCGCAGCUUGCGACUCACUGAAGCAUCUUGCCCGCCAAAAUGCUGCAACGGCUGAAUUAUUGCGAGGUCACCUGGGGCCUUGCAUACCGCAUCAGCGCCCGAAGCCUUGGCCUGCGUCUGUCGAGAUCAUGGACGUUCUUGUAAACUUGGCUGGCGACCAUCUGCACACUCUGUCCUGGCUCGUCGGAGUCAUGUGUUUUGCAGACCCUGACGAGAGGGAAAUUGGCUGGUCAUACUUCCAAAGUGUGGAGCAGUACGCGGAUGCUGCUCAGCUGGCUGGUCUCCUCAUCUCAUUCAUGAAAGAAGAGGAGAUUGAUGAUGUGGGAGACCCCUUCCUUGGAAAUGUAACCAGAAAGUCGGAGAUUCGUGGUGCACAAGGGAUGAUCUGCGCUGCCCUUGCAAAGGUUGGCGAGCGCAGCAAUGUGGUGGUAGAGUUGCUCGUGAAAGAGCUGGCAGUGACACAGGAGCCCUUCCAGCGUGCCCGGGCAGCCGCCGUCUUGGCGAGAGUGGCACCCCGCGAAGACGAAGCAGUGGUCAAGGCUUUGCUGGACGAUCUGAGCACGUCAGAAGGAGAGCACUUGCUGCUGAUGUCCGGUCAUCUGGCAUCGAUUUCGCCUUCCUCCCAUCCGCAGAUCCUGAGCGGACUUCGUGCUGAACUCAAGCGGAGAGGUGGUGCAGGAUGCCAGGCGGUUAUUCAUCGAGUUGCGGCUUGUUCCGCUUCCGAGGAUCAAGUCUCCGUGAUUUUAAGCUACCUGAAGAACUCACGUUGCUUUCUGAGCCACGAGUGGCCGGCCUCUGUCGUGACAGCCCUGGAUGCGGUCGGACCAGCUGCAAGCUCUGGCAUCCCUGGCGCCCGGGAGGCCGUGAACCUGGCAGCUAAGGCUUUGUGCAAGAAGAUGAUAUCCGGGCACGAGCAGUGCAAGCCCCCGCUGCUGCAACUUGCCACCAAGUAUGGCCUGCCUGAUGGUCUCAACGGUGAUUUGGUGAAGGGCCUCUGCCAAGGCAGGCCGAAAGUGCAGGCCUCCUGCCACGCCAUCUUGAAGGAGUCACUGAACGGCAAGGACAUCAGCCUGGUGCUCGAUGUCAUCGACAAUGACAUUAAUGUGGUGACUCGCUGCUUAGCCGUAGAACUUCUGCCACAUUGCUCUUCGCGGGGGCAGUGCGAUGUGAUAGAGAUGCUGCUCCGACUGGCGACCGACAAAGACGUGGUGAUCAAGUCCACAGCCAUCGGGGUCAUUGGGCAGUGCGCGCACUGGGACGCAAGGGUUUGUGAAGUCUUGCGAAGGCAGUUGGAGCACCAAGAUGCCCACGUCCGUUCGGCUGCGUUGUUUUCCCUGAAAGAUCUUGAACUUGAGCACGACAAGGAUGCACUCUUCGACACCCUGUCCAAGUGUCUGGACGAUCCCGCUUCCAAUGUGGUGCGUGGGGUGGUGCAGUGUCUUGAGUGCUUGCUGGACGGUCGCGAAGCUGUGAUUUGCCAACUGGCCUCUCCGCUUAUCGACCAUGGCGACGCAACCGUUCGAGAAGCGGCAUUUACACUGUUGGGCAAGAUGACCAACGAAGGGCAGCGGGAAGCCUUGAGUGUUUUGAAAGCUGCAGAAGGACGACCUUGGCCUGAGUCAGAUGCUCUCGUACGAGAAGCCUGGGACAAAGCCCUCGAAGCAUUGACCUGCACAUGA